ACCCCCGCCACGCCACCGCCUCUCUCCCCUCCUCUCCCCUUCCUCCCACCUCGCGCCCUCCGCCGCUGCCUCCCGUCCCGGCGCUCCCGCCGUCCCCCCAUCUUCGUUUCUCCGCGCGCGCCGGCCGGAUCGCACGCGGGCCGGGAGUUGCGGGGCGGCCUGACAGCACACAUGCCGCGUUAGGUGAUGACGAGCUUGCCUGAGAGGGGUGCAGCACCACCAUCCGAUCUGCCUUCGCCCUCACGCCGCAAGGGAGACGCCGCCACCGCUGCCGUAGCUUCUUCCUCUGCCUCGGAGGACAUCGGCUCGAAGCACUGCAAGGGCUCGAUCCUCUCUAGCGUCUUCACAAUCUUCGAGGCGCAGCAGGAUUCGUCGUCGUCAGUGGCCGCAGCGGCAGCGUGUGAGAACAAGUCACCAGGGCACUCCUCCGGGCCGUCCUAUGGUGGUGCUUGGUCGAGGGCUCUAAGGAGAUUCGUGGGUGGCGGCUCGAUGUGGCGUUUCCUGGGAUGCGCCAAGGUUCUGACCAAUGGCGACGUGUGGUUCCUUGGAAAAUGCUAUAAGUUUUCGUCUGAGGAGUCGUCGAGCGACUUGGAUACCGACAGUGGGCACGCCGCGUUCUUGGAGGACUUCUCGUCGAGGAUAUGGGUCACUUACCGAAAAGGUUUUGAUGCCAUAUCCGAUUCCAAGUUCACUAGUGAUGUUAACUGGGGCUGCAUGGUUAGAAGCAGUCAGAUGCUGGUUGCUCAGGCAUUAAUGUUUCACCAUCUUGGAAGGUCUUGGAGAAAGCCCUCGCAGAAGCCAUGUAACCCAGAAUAUAUAAGAAUCUUACACCUGUUUGGUGAUUCUGAAGUUUGUGCUUUCUCCGUUCACAAUUUACUUCAAGCUGGAAAGAGUUAUGGUCUGGCUGCUGGCUCAUGGGUCGGUCCAUAUGCUAUGUGCCGGGCAUGGCAAACCCUUAUCCGCACAAAUAGAGAGCAACCUGAAGUUUCAAAUGGAAAUGAAAGUUUUCCUAUGGCGCUCUAUGUGGUUUCGGGUGAUGAAGAUGGUGAAAGAGGUGGAGCUCCAGUUGUUUGCAUUGAUGUUGCUGCUCAGCUUUGUUAUGAUUUCAACAAAGAUCAAUCGACAUGGUCACCUAUUCUUUUAUUGGUACCUCUGGUUCUUGGCCUUGAUAAAAUUAAUCCAAGGUACAUCCCACUACUAAAGGAGACAUUUACAUUUCCUCAAAGCUUGGGCAUUUUAGGUGGAAAACCGGGGACAUCAACUUACAUUGCUGGGAUACAGGAUGACAGGGCACUCUACCUAGAUCCCCAUGAUGUUCAGAUGGCGGUUAACAUAGCAUCUGACAACUUGGAUGCAGACACUUCCUCGUACCACUGCAGCACUGUCCGAGAUAUGGCUCUAGACCUGCUAGACCCCUCCCUGGCCAUUGGUUUUUACUGCCGUGACAAAGACGACUUUGAUGAUUUCUGUUCGCGGGCCUCUGAAUUGGUAGUGAAGGCGAACGGAGCGCCACUCUUUACUGUUGUGCAGUCAAUUCAACCGUCAAAGCAAAUGUAUAACCAGGACGACGGAUCUGGUAGUUCAGGCGAUGGCAUGGCCGACAACAUCAACAUGGAGGACCUUGAUGGCUCCGGGGAAGCGGGUGAAGAGGAGUGGCAGAUUCUCUAAAUGGAGGAAAAAAUUUAACUUCAUUUCGAGUUGAAACCUUGUGACAUCUCACACCACACAUUGGUUGAUUUCCCUUGUCUGUGUGUGAAAACUAGAAAAUCCUUUGUGAAUUUUAGGGUUUCUGAAUCAGCGGAGCAGGCUGGUAAAUCAGAAAGGUAGGAGCAGCUGUUACGGGAGUGAUCAGGCGCAUCUUCAUUCGACGGAAAUCCCUCUGUGUACCAUACGUAUUAUUGUGGCUGACUAUAUAUGUAUCUAUUGAUUGAUUUAUGCUAGAUCAAGUUAUCUCGUUUACCCAUCA
Brachypodium distachyon (stiff brome) is the source of this 1966-nucleotide messenger RNA. Its product is annotated as cysteine protease ATG4B. The record is from RefSeq and is a predicted model, not a curated record. Bases 187 to 1668 code for a protein of 493 amino acids. Lineage: Eukaryota; Viridiplantae; Streptophyta; Magnoliopsida; Poales; Poaceae. The transcript is spliced from 9 exons. Gene Ontology annotation, molecular function: protein-phosphatidylethanolamide deconjugating activity.